UUAUAGAGAUAAAGUUGAUGAGGAGCUGGGGAAAGAGAAAUAAGGAUGGAGGGAGAUGGUGCAGUGGUAGUGGCGUCGGAGGUGACUUGUUUGGGUCUCUCCGAUGCUCUCCGCUCUGGAGGAGUGGAGCUCCGCGCGCGCCCCGGCCCGCGGCCCACAUCAAGCCAGUCGAGUGCAAGACCCCGUGGUGAGAGGUCUGCGCUGCUCCUCCUCAGUGCGUCCCUCAGUGACCCACCCUUGCCGUGGUGAAGAUGAUGACCGAAACUUAACCCUCUCAUAGUCGGAAGAAAAUUUCGUUUUAUAUGAGAGUGAUUUGCGUGUGAAUGUCGUUUUAUAACCAGUGUUAAGAAUUCUGACAGUUUGAAAAUAGUAAAUAUUUAGAUUUUUUUCGUGUUUUGAUAAUAAUAUUCGAAUACUCUUGAUAAUGGAAUUGCCCCUUGAAAAUCUGCCAUGAUGGAUACCAGGACAUCGCUGUAUGCUGCGUGUGAGGAGUAAGAUGGAGAACCCGGCGUUCCUCGAUAGCGACCAGUCCGUUUACGAGAGCGCGAGAGGGGCCCCACGCAACAUGUCCCAGCGGCGACCACAUCAUCUUCCCGCCAUCCACCACGCCCACCCCCACAACCCCAGGGCUGUGGGCGUCCCCCAACACAUUGCUCACGUUCACAACGGACGCGUGCUGGGCGUGACGGGCAUCCCAGGGAACGUGUUGCCUGGAGCUGUAGUGCAGGUGUCUGGGGGACCCGUGUCCUCACCCGCCCCAACUCCAGGCCUCUCCACCAACUCCACCCAUUAUCCCGACCCCUCGCUGCCACCUCUUUGCCCCGCCCACCUCGCCCCACACUCCCACGUGCCCCACAGCGAGCCCAUGUACUCCUGCCAGGCGCCCCGCGGCCACGACCACGUGUACCAAUGCCCCGGCCACCGUAGCGACCACAUGGACCAUCGGGACCACCGGGACCACGCUGAUCCACGUGACCACCUGCGGGACCCUCGAGAGCACCACGUGGACCCCCGAGACGUGCGGGAACACCAUGACCCCCGUGACCAUCGCCUGGACUCCCGGGAACAUCACGUGGACCCCCACGAUCAUGUAGAUCCUCGAGACCACGUAGACCCCAGGGACCCCCGUGACCCCCGGGACCACAGAGAGCAUAGGGAUCCCCGCGAACACAUGGACCCUCGUGACCCUCGACUCGACCCCCGCGAGCACCAGAUGGACCCCCGCGAGCACCGGCUAGACCCCGGGCUGGAUCAGCGGCCGGACUACCACUAUGGGGGCAGCGACUACUCCAGCACGGAGCCUAUUUACGCCCAGCCGCACCUGUACCCGCGAGAAGGCGGCGCCGGCACGCCCACCCUCGGCUACAAUAACACUCGCGGCUCGCUGAGGGCGGCAUCGGCGGCCUCCUCUCAUCUGUCCACUGGCACCCCGGCCAAAUACCUCGUUCGGACCGACUCCUGCGGAAACUCCACAUCAUCUUCCAUUCUGCCAACUGUAUCCGCCCUGCUGGCUCGAGAGCCUGCCCACACCCCGCCCACACCCGCCCAUAACACCACGCCCUCCCUUCGCUCCUCCGCGCGCCACGCCAAAGGAGGAUCAACUCCUACACCCGCCAAACUGAAACGGCAAGGACUGUUCAGGGUGUGGAAAGUAAAGUUUAUGCGCGGCGAGGGCGGCAGGAGGCGAGUGUGCUUGGUGCUGACCGCUGUUGUGCUGCUGCUCCUCCUGGUGUUGGGCGCGCUGGCCACCGUCCUCUACCUCACGCUUGGCGGGGGAUUGAGCGCUUUCGUCGGUGUCUCCCCAAAACUCAUUGUUACUGAAACAGGUAAGUUACUCCCUCAAGGUUAA
Messenger RNA from Eriocheir sinensis (Chinese mitten crab), 1849 nucleotides. RefSeq lists its product as uncharacterized. NCBI's taxonomy places the organism in Eukaryota, Metazoa, Arthropoda, Malacostraca, Decapoda, Varunidae. The transcript has 3 exons. The record is from RefSeq and is a predicted model, not a curated record. Bases 476 to 1849 code for a protein of 457 amino acids.